Molecule: messenger RNA, 1219 nt
Organism: Xenopus laevis (African clawed frog)
Lineage: Eukaryota; Metazoa; Chordata; Amphibia; Anura; Pipidae
Exons: 7
Coding region: 123-1091 (322 amino acids)
Molecular function (GO): hydrolase activity, hydrolyzing N-glycosyl compounds
Source: RefSeq, marked predicted
UUUUUGGGUUGUUUGACGAAGGAGAAAAAGGGCAGGUUCGCAAAUUGCAUUUGACUUUGGUGCAUGAAGAUUCUCCAGUGAGCUUGGCAAUGUCACACUGUAAUCAACAGCAAAAAGCAGGUAUGGCAUCCAAAAAAAAGCUGCUACUCAUAGAUGUGGACUGUGGCACAGAUGAUGCUCAGGCUAUCAUGAUGGCAAUUGCUGCCCCCAACGUUCAUAUUUUAGGGAUCACAUGUGUGGAAGGCAACACCCCAUUGGACAACGUCUGCAAAAAUGUGCUUCGUGUCCUCCAGCUGUGCAACCGUCUUGAUAUCCCUGUUUUUUGUGGAGCAGACAAACCAAUCCUUGGAGAAGCCAUUAAUGCGUCUGAUUUUCAUGGCACAGAUGGUCUUGGGGACGUCCCUGAUCCAACUGCUCCAGGACUGGAACUGAUUCAGAAAGAACAUGCUGUUUCUGCCCUUAAUAGAAUUGUAUCAAAACAUCCCGAACAGAUUUCAUUGGUUGCUACAGGGCCCCUAACCAACUUAGCUCUGGCUGUAAGGAUGGAUUCAACCUUCCCUAAGAAACUUAAAACCUUGUAUAUCAUGGGGGGAAACAUGGAAUCCAGAGGAAAUACUACAGCUUGUGGGGAGUUUAACUUCCUUGCAGACCCUGAAGCCGCCCAUGUUGUUUUGAAUGAGUUCACAUGUAAAACUUACAUUGCCACCUGGGAACAUUCAUGUCGAUCCAAACUCCCAUGGGAAUGGUAUGAUCAGUGGGUUAAGAGGGGAACAAAGAAAUCAGACUUUAUAAAGAAGAUCUAUGCCCACAGCAUGCAGUACUCUAGAAAUAAUGAAAAGGAGAAUAAGGCUUUGGUGGCUGGACCUGGAUUUGUUUCCUGCGACGCUUAUGCUAUGGCGGCCGCCAUCGAUGAGUCCACAGUUACCAGUGUCAUUGAUUGUGCAGUAACAGUGGAAAUGUGUGGAAAGUUUACUCGUGGGAUGAUGGUGCUGGAUUUGAUUGACAGCUUAAAGAAAAAAAACAAGGCCCUCAUCAUGAAUGGUUGUGAUUUGGAGAAGUUCAAGACUCUGAUGGAGGCAUUAAUCAAAUAAAAUGCCAUGCUAUGUAAUGUAUGAACAAAGCAAUGCACAAUAUAUGAAGUGUGAUACAGCUGACUUCUUCCAAAUACAUAAAGGUGAUUGCUUUACACAUAAUACUGGAGCACAGGAAUAAAAAAAGC